Molecule: messenger RNA, 2105 nt
Organism: Eriocheir sinensis (Chinese mitten crab)
Lineage: Eukaryota; Metazoa; Arthropoda; Malacostraca; Decapoda; Varunidae
Gene: U4-U6-60K
Product: U4/U6 small nuclear ribonucleoprotein Prp4-like
Exons: 3
Coding region: 170-1714 (514 amino acids)
Biological process (GO): mRNA splicing, via spliceosome
Cellular component (GO): U4/U6 x U5 tri-snRNP complex
Molecular function (GO): U6 snRNA binding; U4 snRNA binding; protein binding
Source: RefSeq, a predicted model, not a curated record
UAGGGGGCUAGUUGGGCUGAAGGGUGAGGCGCCGAGUCCCUCCAGCACCUCCCAGGCCCAGACCGUGUGUUGUUGUUUGGCCGCCGCGCGGGGCAAGGACACCCUCUAAAACACCCCAGUAAAAGAAGAAGGCUGCACACUCUGUGUGACUGAAGCAACUCUAGCCACAAUGUCUGAUGGUGAAGAAUCCCCUGUUCCCCUGAGUGGAGGCAACAGUGGGGGUGGCGGUGGGAGUGGAGAGCGGCAGUGGUAUGCCCCCAUGGAGACGUCCACGGCUGAGAAUGACUCUCAGCCAGCCUCGCCGGGAAGCCCUGCGCCCACGAGCAACAUUCACACCAGCAAUGAAUACAUGGAGCUGGAUGAGCCAGAAAUGUUGGAUGAGAAGAAGGCACUGCUGGAAGAAUUUGAGAGAAAGCGACGAGCCAGGAUGAUACAUGUUACAACAGAUGACAGUGAGGUUAAACAACAGCUAAGGCAGUUAGGCGAGCCUAUCUGUUUGUUUGGCGAGGGCCCUGCUGAUCGAAGAAACAGGCUGAAGGAGUUACUGUCACGCCUAGGUGAGGAUGCCUUGAAGAAGACCGCACCUGGGCAGCAGGAGAGGGAGACAGCAGAGCAUGACCAACAACGUCCAGAAGAAACUUGGUAUCACGAGGGGCCACAAUCACUGAAGGAUUCACGAACGUUUCUCGUCAACUACUCCAUAUCCCGCGCCAGGGCCAGGCUCAAGAAGGAGCGCCUUGAAUACCAGGUUCCAGAAGCGACACGCACUGCCAAGAGACAAGAAGUUCAAAAUAAACUAAGGUCUUUUGGUCUCCUGGGAAGUCAGAAUGCUGACACGAGACCUAUCUCUUAUUGUAGCUUCAGUCCAAAUGGGAAACUCUUAGUGACGAGUUCCUGGAGUGGACUUGUCAAGGUAUGGCAAGUCCCACAGUGUAUCGAGGAGCGUACACUGAGUGGGCACAAUUGCUAUGUUGAUUGUGUUGAAUGGCAUCCGAGUGCAACAGUUUCCAUGGAACCAACUGCUCUGAAUUUAGUUUCGAGUGGACGUGAUGGAAGUGUUCAGUUGUGGAGCUUAAGUGGAGAGGAACCACUUGGUGAAUUGCCAUCUCUUGACUCACGGGUUUCACGAGUAGGUUUUCAUCCAAGUGGGAAGUUUCUCGGUUGUUGUGUCCAUGACAAUAGCUGGAGACUGUGGGACUUGGAGGUUCAAGAAGAGGUGUUAUUUCAAGAAGGCCAUUCUAAACCAGUUUAUUGCAUAGGAUUUCAGAAUGAUGGAUCAUUAGCAGCCACAGGUGGCAUGGAUUCCUAUGGUCGUGUUUGGGACCUGCGAACUGGACGAUGUGUAAUGUUUCUCUCGGGGCAUCAGAAUCCCGUCCUAGCCGUUGACUGGUCCCCAGAUGGUUACCAUGUAGUGACUGGAAGUGAGGACAAUUCUGCUAAGAUAUGGGAUGUGAGACAGCGCCGGUGCACAUACACUAUUCCUGCACACACUGGUAUUGUUACUGGUGUUAGGUAUGACUGCUCAGGGGGUCAGUAUAUUGUCACAUGCUCCUAUGAUGGCUCAGUCCGCCUGUGGUGUCAUGGCUCCUUCCAGGCGAUGCGUGCACUUGAAGGGCAUGGACAGAAGGUGAUGGGGGUCAGUAUUUCACCGGUUGAUGGCAUUAUUGCUACCUGUUCCUUUGAUCGCACUUUUAAGAUAUGGGGCCCUGAUUAAUUGUAUUUUAAUUUUGACAACACCUUAUAAUUAUAAUUGAUAAUCCUGCUUACUUUUAACAGAUGGUAAGCUGCAUUCAUGAUAAUUCUAAUGUACAGUUUUUUUGUGAAGUUGAAUGCAUGUUUUUAUUUUCUCAUGACAUUUUUAGCUGAUAUUCUUUCUACAUUUUUUUUUUUAGUGUUCAGGAAUGUUGGUGGUGUGGGAAAUUAUUUUUUCCCAAUCAUUCAUCAGUCUUUUUGUUGUAAGUUCAGGAAACAAGAACUAUAUAAUUAAGUUCAUUGUGUACUGUAUAAUGAUAACAUUGUUGUCAUUCCAGCUGUAAGAGGUGUUUGGUGGUUAGCCAUGUCAUGGCUUCUUAUUUUGUUAGUCAUUAAUAAGAAAAUCAUUCUAU